This is a messenger RNA of Cutaneotrichosporon cavernicola, 1404 nucleotides long. RefSeq lists its product as uncharacterized. The transcript has 3 exons. The coding region runs from base 1 to 1404 and encodes 467 amino acids. The record is from RefSeq and is a predicted model, not a curated record. NCBI's taxonomy places the organism in Eukaryota, Fungi, Basidiomycota, Tremellomycetes, Trichosporonales, Trichosporonaceae.
AUGGACAUCGCGGCCUUCCCUCACAUCCUGGAAAGCAUCCUAUCCUAUGCGCCGCCCGCAUCGCUCGUUAUACUCCGUGGCGUCUCACGCGACCUGCAUAAUCGUGCUGACGCGCGCCUCUUCGCGCACAUCCAGUUCGCCUUUCCCAAUUCCGAGGCGGGGUACAUCUCCAUCCGCGCCGCCCGCGCACCCGUAACACUCAAGUGGCUGAGGUACGGCACAGGCGCUAAGGCUCGGGACAACCGCCGAGCCCGAACCCGUAGGCACGUCGCCCACCUCGUCAGUGAGGCGCGUGUGCUGGACGGCCUACUUGAGGGCUUUGUCGGUGCCCCGCCCGCCGCGCAGCAGGCGCUAUUAGCUGCCGCGCCCGGCAUAUGCCUCUCCCCUGAUGCGACGGUUAGGGUUCUGCAUGGUUUCGAUCGUGACUGGCGCGCAUACGAGUGUCUCGUGCGCCUCUGUGACGGCCUGUACCUCGACCAUCGGCCCGUGAUUUCACUCGCGGACACCCCGUUCCUCCCACUCACCCCCUCCCGCCUAGCCUACACUGUGCUAGUAGCGCGCGGUGUGCCUCCACCCUCGGACGUGCUAAGGCGACACAUCCGCGAGUCGAACCGCGUCCUCCACCUCCUCCUCGACACACCCCGCCCAAGCCAAGGGGUGGAGGAUCACCUCCUCGCACAGCUCUUUGAGCCGGCGCUCUUCUGCACCGCCCGCCAGACCGAGUCGACGCGUACCCUCACUGUCGUGGGUGGUGGCGCCGAAUUACGCGCUCUCCUCGGCCUCCCAGCCUCCACUGGGGCCGACGAGUUCGAGACCGCCGUCGACGUGUUCGCCGACAGCGUGUGGUAUGUCGCUCCAGACGGGGGUGCACGCGAUGACAGCCACCACGGAACGGCAGAGGUCAUGGCAGCGCUUCGCAGGAAACACCUCCAUUUUCUCACGCCAGAGGAGUAUGUCAUGCAGGCGAUAAUUAACCUCGGGCUCGAAGUAGGCCCAAUUACCGGCUAUCCCCUGUAUUUCUCUCCCCUGGAAGUCGUGGUCAUCCACCUCGUUCACUCGGACGACACCUUGGCGCCUGUCGACACGCUCCCCCCACCGAUCUUGCAUCAAAUUCUGUCGAUUCCGUUCACCUGGGAAACUAACGGGGUCCACCUUGCCCCGCAAGUCACAGUCGUUGGCGGCGCGCAGGAGUGCCGCAUUUCCCUCGGUCUUCAUCCCGCAGCCUCAGACGACGAGUUCUUCACCGCUCUUGACCGCACUGCAGCGUCUCCCGAUGCGAUCGAGCCGCAUUGGCGCGAGUACGUUCGCUUCAUCUCGCCCAAGGAGCACGCCGCGGAGGUUGGUGCCGCGCAAGUCGUCAAUCGGCGGUAUCGUGUCGCCUCGAUGACCCUAGACACGGCCUAA